UGUCCUGUGAUGUACGCGGAAGCAACGUCGUAGCCUCAUCACGACACUGACAGUGAGGUGGACAUUUCUGCGAAGCACUGUUUUGCCGUUUGUAAAGAGGUUCUGUCCAGUCCUGCUGACACGGGUCCUGCAAGUCAUCGCAGUUCGUCGUUCGCCCGCGCUAUCGGCUGCGAAUUGUACAAUGCUCAAGUGUGUGCGGGUGGAAAGGACCUAGUUGGAGCAUUUUCGUGAGUUAACGUGAGCUUGAUUUUCAAGACGUCUUCUUUCAGUCCAGGUGAGGGUGUCCUCGCGAAAGUUUGCUUCUUUAGAGAGUGCUGUUUUCAGUUGCAAAGGGGGGAAUUCAGUUUGCAUCACGCGUGCCAGGACUGGUACCAAGGUGGUGUGAAAACUUGACUCUUAUCGUGGAGCAAGAACUUGGGUGAAAAUUCAAGAACCUUAACGAAAACACCAAGAAGAUAGAGGGUCCAUUACAGCGUACAUGAACAGGGUUCUCAUGCUGCUGCGUCAUGAAGUCUGGUCUUCACCAAGGCGGAAUGUCACGAUAAAUUGAGGUGUCGAAUUUUGAUGAAGCAGAUGCCAUUUUGAAGGCCAGAUCAUCUCCGUGCAUCAAACAAGCUGUUGUUCAAGCGCAGCAUUUAAACGCUCACUGUCGUUUACACAUACUUCUAUCGUGUCUGACAUCCUAGUAAGUCAAAUUCCUCACCGGAUCAGAUCCAACGAAAGCACUAAGUGCACCGAAGGAGUCACUAAGGACAUCUCCAAAUCCAUCCUUGAAGAUCCUUCAUCGACCAACUAUAGUUUUUACCUAGAGAGCUCCCCCAGAUCCCACCAUGAGCCUGGUGGGUGGCUUCCCGCAAGCCUUCCCCCCUGAUACCCUAUACCCAUACUAUGGAGCCCCCAGCGCAGAGUACUUGGGCUGGCUCUUCAGCACCGACCCUGGACAAGCCUCUGAGCUGAGCCCGUCCUCCUCGUCGUCUCCGGCCGGCGGAGCAGUGUGCACGGGGCCAGAGGGCCCCUGGGGCCCUCAGGGCCUUAUGCCACCUCACCCCAUCCCGCGAGACCCCCCAGCCCCUGCACGGGGGGGCAAGCGCAGGGUGACCGCCAACCGGAAGGAACGUCGACGGACGCAGAGCAUCAACAACGCCUUUUCAGAGCUACGAGAAUGUAUUCCCAACGUCCCGGCUGAUACAAAGCUAUCCAAGAUAAAAACAUUAAGACUGGCGACAUCGUAUAUCGCGUACCUGAUGGACCUACUUGAAGGACCUCCAGGGGCAACACAGGCGUGCUUCAAGGCAGAACUCCACGGAAGAGGGAAAGUGUUGUUGGGGCCGUCGCCUGGAUCGGACAGUACGGCGUGCGGUGAUGAUCUGCGGAACAAGGACCUGGCAGCAAUGAUGCACACCAUGCAAGCCGAAAAACGAGGCAAGGGUCGAACGGGCUGGCCUCAACACGUCUGGGCGCUUGAGCUCAAGCAUGACGCUUGAAGAGACUGGACCACCGACGCCCUCCACACGGCUCUCCAAACCAAGGCACCACCGGCACCGACAGACGGAGUCCUAUUCUCCGGCUUGUGAAGGAACGAGACAAUAAUGAACAAUCUGGACUCAGUCUCCGUCUAACAGUGAUGUGCUGUGACGUUCCUUUGAUGUUGGGUGGACAACGCCAGCAAAUUGUGAUAAAAUACACUAGGAGAAACGUACUGUAUGAAGUAUAGACAUUCUCCAUGGCAUUUCGUCGUACAGCUACACUUCGAACAACGACCGAAGGCUUCCCUCCUUUUCUCUCUCUCUCUCUCUCUUUUCUUUCAUUUUCAGUGACGUAAAAUUGAGCAGUGCUCUUUCAAACUGUCCACUGUUUCAGGCAGCUUUAGCAGUAAGCGUUCGGUGCGUUCCGAUGCUCAAUAAAAACUCAUGUGUGUGUGUUUUUUUUCUCUCUUUUUCUUGCAUUAUCGCGUCUUUUAUGCAAAACGUGCCCACGCACCAGGCUAGAUACAAUGCGCACGUCUUCAGCGUGGCUACUGGUCCGUGUAAAGUGUUGUGAAAUGUACAUAAAGCGUAAUUAGAGGCACGAGAACCUGACAUAAGCCUUCCCGUUAAUUCUUGGUAGCGAGUGCAGUUAUAGGUUGGCGAUGUAUUAUAGAUUGCGUUCUAGUGGGUACUACUUUUCUCUCUCACACCAUUCACUCACCACGCGUAAUUAUCACAGUGCAUCGCUAUACGUGAAAUGUAGGAAACACGCAUUUGCGCGAUAAAGGUGUUUCACAAAAUGCUGACGCGAAAAGAGGUGUUGUUCCACAGAUAUCGUCGCAUUAUCUCAAGCAAUGCGUCACUGAUAACCGAAUGCCUGUUACACCAAAAAGAUGUUGCUAUCAAAGGACUCGCGACAGAUGCAUGCUUCCACACACGAUUGUCCGUGUUUUUCUUUGUUCUAUCUGGUCUAAUCGAUACACGAUUACUUCUCUGUACUUCCUAGUAUUUGCAAAAGACUGCAUUGUUCCGUACUUAUUUUCACAUGGAACAAACGUAAUAUGUAACUCAGCUUAUUUAUUUCCGCUUUUCCUUUUUUUUUCUUCAAAACCUAGAAAUACGCUGUUCGUUUUCUAGUAUCGCGAUAUUUUCGUUUCUCCGCGUUUUUUUUAUUUAUUUUAGUUUACUUAUCAUGUUAUCGUUUCUUUUUAAAGGUUCUCUGCACAUUUACGUGCUUUCGUCUUACCAUUACCUGGCAGAAUACUCAGUGAUCAUUAAAAGAAACCUCUCGAAAGUACUCAGCCUCCACUUAACAGUAUUAAACGUGUUUCUCAUAGAUGUGGUUCCUAUGCAUUCAGGCACGGCAGCUUAUGUGCACUGUCUACAACAUUAGUAAGCCUUUUUGAGGUGCUCGUUUAAAAAUGGCUGCGUUUGCGAACGGAGCAUUGCCCUGUAUGCGAUAGAUCCGGUUUAUUUACCUAAAUAUGUUUUCAGAUUUUUAAUUUUUUUUUCUCCAUUGGUGCAAGGUGAUGUAAUAUAGCUUCAGAGUAAGAUAUCUUGUAUAAAUAUGUGCAAUAUUUUUCGGUUGAUAUUUUUUAAUAAAAAUGAUUUGUUUGACCUGAAAA
Molecule: messenger RNA, 3091 nt
Organism: Ornithodoros turicata
Lineage: Eukaryota; Metazoa; Arthropoda; Arachnida; Ixodida; Argasidae
Product: heart- and neural crest derivatives-expressed protein 2-like
Exons: 2
Coding region: 831-1484 (217 amino acids)
Biological process (GO): regulation of transcription by RNA polymerase II; developmental process
Molecular function (GO): protein dimerization activity; DNA-binding transcription factor activity, RNA polymerase II-specific; RNA polymerase II transcription regulatory region sequence-specific DNA binding
Source: RefSeq, a predicted model, not a curated record